Molecule: messenger RNA, 4255 nt
Organism: Myxocyprinus asiaticus (Chinese sucker)
Lineage: Eukaryota; Metazoa; Chordata; Actinopteri; Cypriniformes; Catostomidae
Product: protein FAM222A-like
Exons: 3
Coding region: 657-1997 (446 amino acids)
Source: RefSeq, a predicted model, not a curated record
UGUAGCGUCGCUCGUGUGUUAAAGAGAUGAAGAGUCUCGUCACUUCAUUCUUUUAUUAAACUGAUUUUAAUAAUGACAGGAAACUUUGUCUUUAUGGGCUGUUUACAUUCAGCUAUUGAUUAAUGAUCGUUAUAAAACAAGCUCAAGCCUCAGUUUGGAUGUCAUUUUAAAAGCGAUGGCUUUAUUUUGAUCAUGUCGUUCAGUGCUGCAGUAUUUUAUUGGGUUUGUGUCGCUGUUUAAUGGAUUUAUUUCGCUCAUAUACACCGACCAGCAGGUGCAUUUUAGGAAAGAAGACAUUCUGCGUGUGAUCUCUCUCUCUCUCUCUGGUCCUGGAUCAGUGAUUUCAGCGGAAUAUGUCAUAAAUGUGCAGCUUAUAACGUGCAACUUUUAUCAUAACAGUUAAACGGGUGUCACAUCAGACUGAGGAGCUUCAGGGAUCGAUACAUGGAGAUUUAAACUGCAGAUCACAAUCACACUGAUGGAUUCCUGAUCACUGAUCAGACACAAUCAAUGUCAUUGCUGGAGUAUCGUGUGGCGUUCAUGGAUCCUUCAGGGAGCAUAUUGUUUUAAAACGCACCGGACCGAUGUGGAGACAGUCCACACGGAGCUAGUGAUUUGUGAAGGCGUCAGUGACCCGUACAGCUCAAUCUGGCAUCAUGCUGGCGUGUCUGCAGCCACAGAAUCAAACGCCACGACACCUGACAUGUGCCGCAAAGAUCUUCGACACACCCGUCAGUCACACGAGUGAGCCGAGCACCAUGCGAUCCCUGCGGUACCCGUCUACGGCCGAGCUGGAUGCAUAUGCGCAGAGAACGGCUGACAGCCCGCUAUCCAUCAAGAUCUUCCCUACCAACAUCAGGGUCCCUCAGCACAAACAGAUCAACCGGACGGUCAACGGUCUGGACACUAGCGGGCAGCGCUUUAGUCCCUUCUCACACCCGUACUCCGGUGGGUACCAGGGCUUGUUGGCGACUGUCAGGACUUCCACUGCCACCAAAAGUGUGCUCAAAAGCUCAGACAGCAAACGAACCAAGCUGUCGCCCAUCCAAAUGGCAGUCGCACCUUACGCGACACCCAUCAACCACUGCAUCGCCAAUAGACAUCGGCAGGUGCCGUAUAAUGUGGGACUUUGCAAGGCCCCAGAAGCACCCAACGUACCUAGCGUUGUGAUGGCAGCAUUUGCCAUGUCUGACUGCUCGAGCCACAGAAUCAUUCAGCAAAUGAGACAUCCGUCCAAUGGUCAGUGCGGCGAGACUCAUUCCAACCCAUCGUUCUUGGCAGCGACCGCUGCGUCCAAUGCAGAAUCUGGUUUCGCUGUAUCUGGGUAUUCCAGAGCCGUGCUGCCGACUCAGAGCGCAGACGUGACCAAAGCCGCAGGAUACGUGGAUGGUUUGGAUUACCGGCAACACGAGCAGCGCCGAGUGCAGCAGUACUAUCCGCAAGGCUCACUACGAAUGUACAGCGCCAACAGCGACAGUGGUGAGGUCAUCAGCGGCUCUCCUAAAGUCUGUGUUCCCAUUGGAAGCACCCAAAUCUCCUAUAGAUCCCACACCCUCAGUACUGCCACCAGUUUAACAGAUGGCAUGCUAAACAAAGCCACUUCCUCUCCACUGAACUGCACAGCCAUGCAUGGCAACUUCUCGGUCAAACAGUUCUUCGCACCACCCUGGAACAGCAUGCUAGCGACGCCGGGCAGAGAUUACAGUUCACAAGAGGUGGGUCGGGGUCACCCUCACCUCCAUCCUCACACAGGACACCCUCAGCCGUACCCGAUGGACCGCAGGCUGAGUCUCGGCCUGUCCUGCGGGCUGCCCAGUAAGAGCACGUGUCAAGCGUCGCUCCUGAGUAGCAGUCUGCAGUUGCUCGAGUGCCUGAUCAGUGAAAUCCACCCGCCCUGCAUCAAAGAGCGCAUGCUGGGCCGAGAUUACGACGUGGUGGGUGUCCCGCAGGUCUUCGACCAUCAGUCCGCACACGUUCAGCUGCCUGUGUUGAGAUAAGACAAGGAUUGGCAUAGUUUUUGAGCCAAUAGUGUGCUGUCUGUGAUUGCAGCAAACAGGUUGGAUUGAACUCACUGUUAAGUAGACAUAUGUUGUAAAGGGCUGUGUGGGCCAGAGGUUAAAGGGUAAUAGUAAUCCUAAUCUGUAGAGAUCAUAUACUGAUUAACCUGUUUUGACCCAUUUCAGUGGCUUUUACUGUAUCGUGUUCAUACUAGCGUUAAGCAAGCAUCAGUUUUUUAUGACUUGUGCGGUUCAUCAGAUGAGCCGUAAUGCUUUGAAGAGAUUCAGAUUCAGAAGUGCUUUUCUAAAGCCUCCAAAUUUUGGAUACGACUGUCAUAUUUUGUCCCCUAGUUGCAGUCGAGAUGAACUUUUUGGAUUGUAUUUGUCGCAAAGCAGAAAGCACUCCCGAAUCAGGAUGUCAAGUACACCGUCCCUUGAAAAAAGAAAAAAGAAAAAUGUAAAAUAAAGCUUUGAAGAAAGCUUUCUGGGGGGGGGGAUUAUUUUAGGUUUGCAACAAUAUCAUUAAGCAAAUGCUCGAUUUUGUUGUGCAGAUGGAUGAAUUCAAUUAAAUUCAUGAUUCAUAUCCACUCAGUAUUUUUAUAAUUAUUAUUAUUAACAUUAUUAUUAAUAUUACUGUUAGUAUAGUUGAUAUGAUCAAUUAUUAAUAAUAAAAAUAAUAAUAUAAUAAUAUUAAUAAUAAUAAGCCAAUUGUGAGUACAUAUUCAAACACUCAAAAAAGAUUUUAAUUUGAAUUGAGUAAUCUUUACCAAACUGAAUUAAUUUAUUUUAGUUAAAGAUUGCUUAAUUCAAUUUGAUGGAAAUUUGUUAUGAAACUAAGAUGCAUAAAUCUUAAAAACAGGCACAAGUAUGACGUACACAUUUAAUCAAACAUUUAAAUACAAAUGUCUUUUGUGAUAUAUUUGCAGUGUAAAUGAUCAAUUUGACUUCUACAUUCUUUAGUGUUCAGUCUUCCAAAGUAUAGCAGGUGUUUAGAUAUUAGUUUAGUUGGCUUUUCUUAUAGUUGGGAAUGGAACAACAUCCAGUCGACCGGUUGCAUACAGUCUAGUGGCACAAAUAGAGCUGAAGUACUUCGAUGCUCAAAUCGGGUCUGAAAACUCCUCCUCUGCAGAUGGUGGGAACGCGGACAUUUUUCAGAUGCAGUGAAAAGGCGAGUCUCUCUUAAAACCUUUUUGCUCAUCUUCUGAACCGCAGAUCAUGGCAGAGUACAGACACAGAAUCUGCACCUUCAGAACUCCACAGAUGCAGAUUUACACAUUGCAACAUCCAUCAUUCGCUAAGUUCUUCACAUCCCCCUUGUGUAUUUGUUAUUUUAAAUGCUAAUUUCAUGUGAGUGUAGGACUCUCAGCUCAGUUUAACACCGUUUUCCAUGUUUAAAUCCAUUCUGCACAGACCCCCCCCCCCCCCCCCAACCCAUGUGAUUGAGUGCUGCUGUACUUUAAUGUUCACACAAACAAUCUGAAUCUGCCAAAAACACCACAGGAAGUGACAGAUUAAUCUGCCCAUCAAGUCUGUUCUGUUUACUCGUAUAAGCCACAGUCAUUUUAAAUAACUCUGUUAAUUGACAAUAAAUCAUAAUAGUUAUGAAUUUUCCCUGUUGCACCGUUUUGCAUGUUUGGUUUAAGAAACAAUUAAUUUAAAAGGAAACAAGUAAUAUUUUACUGCUAUGUUUGUUGCUACCAAUAGGAUGAUGAAAAUCCUUUUCAGUGACUAUAAUGUUUGUUUGUUUGUUUUAUCCAAAUUCUGGCAUCCACAUCAUAAUGAAUUCUGGAACUUUGAUGGUGAUUAACUUGAUUUUAUGUACUGAAACGGAUCUGGUUUGUAUAUGGAGUCGUGUUAACGCUUUGAUUGGUGGUUUUGGCUCCAUCAGUACAUGUUAUUGAUUAACAGACGUGACACAGUAUAACACAUAAAAUGUUUUCAGGAUGAGUAUUUUAUAGAUUUCAUUCAUUAUGUUGUAUUUAUUGAUAUUUAAAUGAAUCCAAUAUCAGAUCUUCUGCUGGAUAUUUGAGAUCUGUAAAUGAAUAGGUUUCAUUAUUUUAAUGUUUGAUUUAGUUUUCUUGUGUUUUUGAGGAAGUGUUACACAUAAAACAGUUAUAUGAGUGAAAUGACACACUAUGAGCUCAACGUUUUAAAGUGCAAUUAUAAUGUCGACAGACGGGCUCUCUACGAGGCUUCAGUGGAUAUUUACCAUGUGUGACUGAAUUUUCCACCAAUAAGAUUGUCAAAUAAACAUAAUU